UGUGUCAGAGCAAAGCUCAAGUACCUGAAAAUCCCCCCUCAUGACUUUCAAUCUCGCUGCUGAAAUUCACAGCAGGGCGUCCGUAGGCUUUCGGGGAGGACAGCAUAAAGGAAGUCCAAUGAGCUCCAAUGAGGUCACAUGACUUCAUGUUGGGCUAUAAAGGAAGUCCAAUGAGCUCCAAUGAGGUCACAUGACUUUAUGUUGGGAUAGAGGAACUCCAAUAACACAAAUCAAAGACGCAAAUCACAGAUUGUAUACCUUGAUUUGAAAGUGAUACUAACCUCUAACAAUAUCACGUAUAAUGCUAACAAAAAACACAAAACUAUGUUGUUAAAACUGGGAUGUGGGUAGAAAUGUGAACAGAAUCUCUCGCAAAACAAAUUGGACGAACUGGUCCUUUAAAACCUGCCACAUGCCUGUAAGGAGGAAGUGAGGGCAAAUCCGCCCGCGUACUGUACGACAUUACGGAAGAGCUGUCAACUUCACAACAAGUGGAGACGAGGAGGGGGACGUCAUGGCCCAGGCGAACAUCUCGGUGACGGAGAACCAGUUCAGGUGUCCCGUGUGCCUGGACCUCCUGAAGGACCCGGUGUCGACCCCCUGCGGACACACCUACUGCAUGGCGUGCAUCAACAGCUACUGGGACCGGGCGGACAGGGCCCACUUCAGCUGCCCGCAGUGCCGGGAGGCGUUCAGCCCGCGGCCGGUGCUGCGGAGGAACGCGGUGCUCGCCGAGGUCGUCGGCGAACUCCAGCUGAGCGAAGCGCGCCGCGCGCCGCAGCGCCACCUCGGGGGGGUCGGCGAGGUGCCGUGCGACUUCUGCGCGGCGGGGAGCCGGCUGCGCGCCAUCAAGUCGUGCCUGGUCUGCCUCACCUCCUUCUGCGAGCUCCACGUCCUGCCGCACCGGGAGGUGGGCACGCUGCGGCGGCACAGGCUGGUGCCCGCGGUGGAGACCCCGGCGGAGCGGCUGUGCGCGCAGCAUCGCCUGGGGCUGGAGCCCGCGGGCGGGGCCGGCUCCGAGGGGGAGUGGAGCGGGGACUGCCUGCUGUGCGAGGCGGACCGGGAGGAGGCGCGCACCGUGGACGGCCAGAGAGCCAAGAGACAGCUGCAGCUCCAGGAGUCCCAGAGGAGGCUUCAAGGGAGGACGCGGAGCGGAGUGAGAGAGCUGGAGGAGUUUCAACGAAGCCUGGAGUCCCUCAAGGCGUCGGCGUCGGCCGCGUUGGAGGACAGCGACGCUCUGUUUGCAGACCUGGCCCUCCGUCUGGAGAAGACCAAGGCAGAGGUCCGAGCGCUGCUGGAGGCCAAGGCGUGCGCGGUGGUCGGGAGGGCCGAGCGGGACGUGGAGGCGCUGGAGGAGGAGCUGGAGGAGCUGAGGAGGAGAGACGAGGAGAUCAGCCAGCUCCUGCUGAGCGAGGACGACGCCCACUUCCUGCAGGCGGCCCCCCCGCUGUGCGGCCCCCUCGCCGCCGGGCGCCACUCCACAGACCUGCGCCGGCCCGCGGAGGCGUUCGGCGGCGCCAGGACGGCGCUGUGCCACCUGCGCAGCCGCGUGGAGGAAGUCUGCAGGGACGAGGCGGACAAGAUCAGCCGCGCCGUCAAUGAAAACUACGUGUUGGGUGGAGAGUGUGUGACGGGUGGCAGAUAUUUCAGUGCAGAGAACUCCAAACCGGCCCAAACCCAACCGAGCCUCGGUGCAGGGCAGCACACCCCAGGGGCGUCCUUCGCUCUGUCCUCGUUGUCUCUGCAGCCGGCCGACCAGAGGAUGAGGGCGGCUUUCCUCAGGGUUUCAUGCGGCCUCUCCCUGGACCCCGACACGGCCCACCCCACCCUGGUUCUCCUCGAGGGGCCCCAGGGGGCCCGCUGCGGCGCCGAGCCCCAGUCCUACCCCCCCGCCCCGCAGCGCUUCGACUCGGUGGCCCAGGUCCUGUGCCGCGAGGGCCAGUCGGGCGGCGCCAGCUACUGGGAGGUGGAGUGGCGCGGCGGCGGCGGCUGGGUGGACGUCGGCGUCACGUACCGAGGCAUCGGCCGCAAAGGCGGCGGCAAGCCGUGCCUGCUGGGCCGCAACCGCGACUCGUGGCGGCUGAGGUGCACGCGCGCCGGGUACGCCGCCUGGCACGCCGACCGCAAGACCACGGUGGCGGCGCCGCCCUGCCCGCGGGUCGGCGUGCUCCUGGAGCGGCAGAAGGGGGCGCUGUCCUUCUACAGCGUGUCGGACGCCGUUGUGCUGCUGCACACCUUCCGCUGCGCCUUCUCGCAGCCGCUGUACCCGGCCUUCCGCCUGGACCUGGACGCCACGCUGCUCCUGUGCCCCGCCGCCGCGGACCGAGGGAGCCCGGGGGGGUCGGGGGGAUCAGGGGGGUCGGGGGGGCAGCGUUCAUGUGACUAGGAAUGAAUGUGUGAGAAGGAAGCGUCUGAAGAAUGUUCCCUCAACUCGUCCUGAACACUAAGAUGAAUCGAUGCUGUAUUUUUAUGUGCCUGCUGAACACAGCUGUGGAGAAACAUUAAGAAGAAAAAAUGGUUCAUGGUUUAAGAACUGAUUCAAUUAUUAUUCGUCGAGAUGCCUUCACUUCGGCUCGCAAUAAACUGGUCCAAAGGUG
Molecule: messenger RNA, 2597 nt
Organism: Pungitius pungitius (ninespine stickleback)
Lineage: Eukaryota; Metazoa; Chordata; Actinopteri; Perciformes; Gasterosteidae
Product: E3 ubiquitin/ISG15 ligase TRIM25-like
Exons: 9
Coding region: 515-2386 (623 amino acids)
Molecular function (GO): protein binding
Source: RefSeq, a predicted model, not a curated record